AAAAUUUCCUAAAUUAAUAGAUGGGGAUCAGUCCAGACUCUCUCUUUACUUCUAUUUAAAGGUGCGGGGUAUGGUGAUACAAAGUAACUUCUGUUGCAGGUGAAGCCUUUAAAAGUUUUUUCGGAAUAACAUAUGAACAGAUGAACGAAAAGAACAAAACAAACUUCCAAGAUGUGUUAAACAUCGACCUGAUCACGAAAACCGGAAACGUCAAGUACAAUUUAACAGCGACGCACAGGCUGACGCGGUUGAUGGUACAAGCGCAGACGAUCGUCAUACUGAUCCAUGGUUUCAUGGAAAGCUCCGAUGGCUGGAUGGUGCAAAGCAUAGCUCCUGAGAUGCUGAAGAAACCAAACACACAAUUGUUUGCAUUAGAUGGUAGAAAGAUUAUCAAUAUUGAAUACUUCAGGUCUUCAACUUAUGUAAGGUUUAUGGGAGACAUACUUGGAGAGUUUUUGAGUGAUGUCAUUAGAGAUGGACAAGACCCAACACGGAUUUAUAUAAUAGGUCACAGUCUUGGUUCUCAUAUUGCUGGAGUAGCGGGGAAGCGAGUCCAAGAGUUGACUGGGGAGCAGAUUGGACGCAUCACUGCUUUGGACCCAGCGGGUCCUUGUUUCAGCAAUGUUAGUGCAAGUGGAAGACUAGACAAGACUGAUGCGAAAUAUGUUGAUGUGAUCCAUACUAAUGGUGGAAUGCUGGGUCUUAAAGAGCCUGACACAAAGACUUCUAUCCAAACGGAGGAACUUCCCAGCCGGGAUGUUAUAUAUCGGUGUGCGACCACAGCAGGGCGUGGGAGCUGUUCGCCGAAUCCAUUAACUCGCCGAAUCAUUUUCCUGCCCGUAAAUGUGAUAACUGGACAAUGUUUGGACAAGGCCUGUGUUCAAGAAACGCCAUAUCCUACAUGGGUUUACUAUCUGAUGCUAAUAACCCUGGUCAGUACUUCCUCGCUACUAAGAAGACUGCGCCUUUUGGAAUGGGUUCUGCAGGUAGUGGAUGAAGAAGCGAUUUUAAUAAAAGUACUUUUUUUAAUUGUUUUAUUUUGAGAAUAAAACCAGACCUUAGAAUAGUUACAAAGAGAACUCUAAUUCAACUUAAUAGACAUAGCAUAGCUCAUGUUCACAAAUCUGAUG
Trichoplusia ni (cabbage looper) is the source of this 1130-nucleotide messenger RNA. Its product is annotated as pancreatic triacylglycerol lipase-like. The coding region runs from base 141 to 1043 and encodes 300 amino acids. Gene Ontology annotation, molecular function: lipase activity. NCBI's taxonomy places the organism in Eukaryota, Metazoa, Arthropoda, Insecta, Lepidoptera, Noctuidae. The transcript has 4 exons. The record is from RefSeq and is a predicted model, not a curated record. Gene Ontology annotation, biological process: lipid metabolic process.